Gadus macrocephalus (Pacific cod) is the source of this 1889-nucleotide messenger RNA. RefSeq lists its product as uncharacterized. Gene Ontology annotation, cellular component: cytosol. Gene Ontology annotation, molecular function: NAD binding; hydroxypyruvate reductase [NAD(P)H] activity; glyoxylate reductase (NADPH) activity. The record is from RefSeq and is a predicted model, not a curated record. Lineage: Eukaryota; Metazoa; Chordata; Actinopteri; Gadiformes; Gadidae. The transcript is spliced from 7 exons. The coding region runs from base 65 to 1138 and encodes 357 amino acids.
AUUCUGUGUUUGAUUAACCAAAGCAGGGAGACGCACUGUGCUCGCUGGCUCACGUCUUCAAACCAUGCAGGGCAUAGUCGUCGUCUCAGGCCUUACUUGCAUACGGCUGAUUCAAAGAUUGAAGAAUCCCGGGCACAUAGCGACGCGUUUGUAUUCCACCACGAUGGAGAAACCCUAUGUCCUAACGAGAAAGUUUGGCAGACCAGAAGCCAUCUACAGUUCACUCUCAUCUUUGGUAGAGGAUCAUUUUACUGUGAUCGAUUUCGAGAAGAUGGCAAGCCAACCAGAGGUCAAGCAAAAGAUCCAGGCAAUUCUGGUGUGGGGCUGUUCUACCUACAUCAACAGUUCAUUCCUACAAGGACUUCCUAAUUUGAAGGUUGUAGUGAAUGGAGGUGUGGGAGUGGAUCAUUUGGACAUCCCCCUAAUUAACAGUUUUGGGGUUAAAGUGACAAACACUCCUGAUGUUGUGUGCAAACCUACAGCCGACCUAGCCAUGGGGCUAAUGUUGGCAUCUGCCAGGAACAUCAUACAGGGGGAUUCCUUUUCUCGGGAUCACGAGGAAGGGGAGGAUAUCGGUGAGAUUCACCUUGGAAAAGACAUCAGCAACAAAACACUAGGAAUUGUUGGAAUGGGUAACAUCGGAAAGAUGGUGGCCAAAAGAGCACAAGGCUUCGACAUGAAGAUAUACUACCACAACCGGACACGCAGGCCAGUGGAGGAGGAGCAGAAGGUGGGGGCAGAGUACUGCCCUGUACUCAAUGAUCUAUUAGCUAUGUCUGAUUACGUUGUGGUGUUGGUUAAUCUAACCGCAGCGUCCACACAUUUGAUUGGAAGAGAGCAGCUUUCAGCUAUGAAAUCCAGCGCCACCCUGAUCAACAUCAGCCGAGGGAAAGUGGUGGAUCAGGAGGCCCUUGUUGAAGCUCUUCAGAACAAAGUAAUCCAGGCUGCAGCGCUAGAUGUGACCUACCCUGAACCGCUGCCCAGAGGCCAUCCCCUGUUAUCUCUUCCUAAUGUCAUUGUGCUACCCCACAUGGGGACUCACACAUUGGAGACGACCUGUCUCAUGAUUAAGCAAAUGGUGGCCAAUGCGCUUGCAGCAUUGGCUGGGGACACACCCCCUAAUGAGGUCAUAGUCUGAUCCUCUGGAAAGCCACUGGAGAGGCUGAUACCUUUUUAUCAUUAAAAGCAACAGACAUCUUAUCAGUACUGUAGUAAUAAUGAUGUUAUAAAGUACAUAUAAUCUAUGUGAAUUAUCUAGGAAUCGCAUCUUAAUCUGUUGAAUAGAUUUCCAUACCUAAUCUGUAUUUACCCAGAUGUUUUUAGAAAUGUUAUAAUUUAUUCUUCUUCACCUCUAUUGUAAAUCCCCUCGUAUCAGCUAAAUGUGUUAAUACUUUAGUCGUAGUCGAAUCGUUAGUAUUAUUAUGUAUGCCAUUAAUUUAUAAAAAAUCCUGUGGUAAAUGAUCCAUUAAUUAUAAUAGGGACACCAUAGAGCAAAGCUUUUCAAAGGUACAUUGCAGGACAUAUCUUAUAAUCAUGAUUAAUUUAGACUUAAACGUAUGCUUCCAAGUAAUAAAAAAUAAUUUAAAGUAAUUAUCUUAAUAUGAACCAUAUAUGUAUGAUGAAUUAUUCCCAUAGACAUUAAUAUGUUCUGAAUGACUUAUAAUGAAAUACUUAAUUGUACUUGCUUAAUUGUGAUAAAAAAAAUGUUUACACUUUGUUCAAUCAGAUCUCGACUGUAUGUGCAGACAGAAACAAGACUAAAAAAAUAAGAUGCCAGCUCAAAGCCUGGGUUCGCUGGUUGACCAGUGUGUAAGCUCUCAUGUGCUCCUGCUGCCUUGAGCUCUUUGCUACAAGACUAUCAAUAUCUUACAUUAAAGACAUCCAACUGA